GUACAAUGUUGAGCUGUAAAAUAUUGUGUAUAUAUACAUAUAUAAAAUAAUAAUGAAGCAACUAUGCCAAACAAGUUGCAUCUAGAAGCUUUGAAAAUGCCAAUAAAGGAACUCUCAUCUCCUAUAUAUACCCGCAGAAAUAUGAAUGAAAAAUCCACCAAUAAUCGAAGAUUGCUUACUCGCUGUUAAUUCCUCAUGUUCUCUGCAUAAUCCAGCUCGACGGUUUAUCAUCAUUUGAUUCAGACGCGCGCACACAAACACACAUAUAUUGAACUACCAACAAUCUUAGAAUGAUUGAUGAUAUGGCUAUUUCAUCAAUCCUACAUGUUCUUCUGUUGUCUCUGUGUUUCCGGUAUUCUUCAUCUUCAUCAUCAACUCUUAGCAGCGGCUUCUCCCUUUCCGUGGAGAAACCAGAAGAUGUUCUUAUCUCACCGAAUGGAACCUUCACGGCUGGAUUCCAUGUCAUUGGUGAAAACGCUUAUGUCUUGGCGAUCUGGUUCACUCGACUACCUCAAUCUUCCCCAAACUCGAAUGUAGUUUGGAUUGCCAGUCGUGACCAACCUGUCAACGGAAAACGGUCAUCUCUUUCCCUCCUCAGAGCAGGAAACCUCAUCCUCUCCGAUGCUGGACAGAAGAACGUAUGGUCAAGUAACACCAACUCGUCGUGGCCGACGCGAUUGGCUCUCAACGACAAUGGAAAUCUAGUACUCUACGAGCUUCAUUCGGAAGAGACAAAUAUUCUAUGGCAGAGCUUUGAUUUCCCAACAGACACUUUGCUUCCUGGCCAACAACUUAAGAAUGACACACAACUUGUCGCAGCGAGAAGUGACACCAACGUUUCCUCUGGCUUCUACAAGCUCUUCUUCGACGACAGCAAUGUUCUUCGCCUUCUCUAUCACAGGCUUGACGUUUCCAGUGUGUAUUGGCCAGCGCCAUGGAUGUUGAGUUUUGAAGCUGGAAGGAGCACAGAAAAUAGUAGUAGACUCGCUGUGUUAGAUUCUCUUGGGAGUUUCAUUUCAACAGAUAACUUCAAAUUUACAACUUCUGAUUAUGAGAUAUCGACCCAAAGAAGAUUGAAAAUCGAUCCUGAUGGCAGCCUUCGAGUGUACAGCUUACAGAAGAAUAAUCAAUGGUACGUCUCGUGGCAAGCUAUAGCUGAUGCCUGCCAUGUUCAUGGAAUAUGUGGAGUCAAUAGUAUGUGCAAGUACGAUCCUAGCCAUGGAAGGAAAUGCUCGUGUCUUCCAGGGUACAGAAUCAAGAACCAUAGCGAUUGGUCUUAUGGGUGUGAACCCAAAUUUGAAUUCUCAUGUGGUCAAAAUUUCUUGAAAUUGCCCGGUGUUGAGUUCUAUGGAAAUGACUAUGUCUAUAAGCUAAACAUCAGUUUCAAGAACUGCAAGAAUUUGUGCUUACAUGAUUGUGAGUGCAGGUUGUUUCAGUACACAUUCGGAGAGGAUAUGGGCCAAUUUAGGUGCUACAUCAAAAGAAUUCUGAUCAACGGUCAUAAUUCACCAAGCUUUCGAGGAACAACCUACUUAAGACUACCUCAAACCAAUGAAGGUUCAUUCCUUGAAGAAGAAGAAUCUGCCCGUGAUGAUGGUGAUGUUUGCUUCGUAAAGUUUGAAGGAGCCUCACAAAAUGUCAGCAGUUUUGUCAAGUUUCUUCUUUGGUUUUCCGUUGCUGUUGGGGUGCUUGAAGUCCUCUGUAUUAGUCUAAUUUGGUGUUCUUUGAUUAGACCCAAAAAGAGCUCUGAUUCAAAUCCACAAGUCUACAAUUUUCUUUCUCCUUUCCGGUUCAGAAAAUUUACUUACUCUGAGCUAAAACAAGCAACCAAAGGGUUCAAAGAAGAAAUCGGAAGAGGAGCAGGUGGAAUAGUGUACAAAGGAGUAUUAUCAGAUCAACGAGUUGCUGCAAUAAAGAAGCUGAAUGGUGACAACACAGGAGGAGGCAAACAAGAAGAAGGAGAAUUUAUGGCUGAAGUGAGCAUAAUCGGUAGACUUAACCACAUGAACUUGAUCGAAAUGUGGGGCUACUGUGCUGAAGGAAAGCAAAGGCUGUUGGUGUACGAGUACAUGGAAAAGGGUUCUUUAGCAGAAAAUCUCAGAUCAAACACUUUGGAUUGGACCAAAAGAUACAACAUUGCUCUUGGAACAGCAAGAGUCCUAGCAUACUUGCACGAAGAAUGUUUGGAGUGGAUUCUGCAUUGCGACAUAAAACCGCAUAAUAUUCUUCUGGACUCAAAUUACGAACCCAAGGUAGCAGAUUUUGGUUUAUCUAAGCUUAAAAAUCGGAAUGACCAAAACACUCAAAGCUUCUCAAUGAUCAGAGGAACGAGGGGCUAUAUGGCACCAGAGUGGGUUUUCAAUCUGCCAAUAACAUCAAAGGUGGAUGUGUAUAGCUACGGGAUCGUUAUAUUGGAAAUGAUAACAGGAAGGAGUCCGAUGAUGAUGGGAAAUCAGAGUGAUGAAGGCGAAGAGGCUCAACAUGUGAGGCUUGUGACGUGGGUGAGAGAGAAGAAGAAGAACAACAACAAAACGACGUCGGAGGAAGUGUCUUCGUGGGUGAAGCAAAUAAUUGAUCCCGCCUUGAUAUCAGAGUUCGAGGUUGAGAAGCAGAAGAUAGAAACUUUGGCAAAUGUGGCUUUGAGGUGCGUGAAGGAAGACAAAGAUGAAAGGCCCACCAUGAGCCAAGUUGUAGAAAUGCUUCAGAGCCAAGAAGAUGACUAUGCUGCUGAAUUAAUCAUGGCGGCUUAGAAUACCCAAAAGUUGUCUAUCUUCUUUGCAAGUGCAUUCUUCAAAAAGUCAAGUUGUAGGAAUAUUGAAAUAAAAUGAUGGGGACCUUGGAACUAGAUGUUAAACAUGUCAAAUUUCCAAGUAUAUUAUCCUUUUCUAAUAUUAUAAUUAAAGUGAAAAGUUAUUCAAAAGGAA
Messenger RNA from Neltuma alba, 2924 nucleotides. Its product is annotated as putative receptor protein kinase ZmPK1. The transcript has a single exon. Gene Ontology annotation, biological process: protein phosphorylation; recognition of pollen. The record is from RefSeq and is a predicted model, not a curated record. Gene Ontology annotation, molecular function: ATP binding; protein serine/threonine kinase activity. NCBI's taxonomy places the organism in Eukaryota, Viridiplantae, Streptophyta, Magnoliopsida, Fabales, Fabaceae. The coding region runs from base 291 to 2750 and encodes 819 amino acids.